ACUCAAACUAUGAAGAUCCAGUGCGACGUCUGUCACAAAGCCGAGGCCCAAGUUUACUGCACCGCCGACGAAGCCUCCCUAUGCUCCGCCUGCGACCACCGUGUUCACCAUGCUAAUAAGCUCGCCAAUAGACAUCCGCGUUUCUCUCUCCUCCAUCCUUCUCUCAAAGACUCCCCUCGCUGUGAUAUCUGUCAGGAGAGGAGAGCGUUUCUGUUUUGCAAAGAAGAUCGAGCAAUUUUGUGCAGGGAGUGCGACAUUCCGAUUCACAAGGCGAACGAACACACGCAGAAACACACUCGAUUUCUUCUCACUGGCGUUAAACUCUCGGCAUCGUUAUCGUGUUAUGAUGAUUUAUCGCAUCAAACUCCAUCGUCGUCGAAUUCCAACUGUUCGAUUGAAAUCGAAAGCACAAAAGGCUCUGGUGUUUCGAUCGAUCAAAAAAGUGUUUCAAUAACUAAUCAUUCAGAUUAUAGUGUGAGCUUUAGCCAAGAAGAAGGUGCUUCAAUGGAGGCCAGGAGUAUUUCUGAGUAUUUGAUGGAAACGUUGCCCGGAUGGCAUGUUGAUGAAUUCCUCGAUCCUUAUGGCUUCUGCUUAUAACAAGCGUAUUGCCAUUUAUGGCAUAUGAUCCGACAGCCAUGCCAAUUUUAGGUUGUUCAUGACAUGGGCAUUUGUGUAAAUUCCUCUUCACAUCAAGAAUGUUGGUCAAAGGGACUCAUCAAUGAAGUUUAAUCAGAGAGAUCCAUGUAGACCAACAAACACAGUUUUCUCCUUUCAAUUUUCAUCAUCCAAAGUGUAAAUAAACGAAAUCCCACUUUUGCCCUUGUGGUUUUUUUUGGGGGGUGUUGUGCCUUUGUU
Cynara cardunculus var. scolymus (artichoke) is the source of this 855-nucleotide messenger RNA. RefSeq names its product B-box zinc finger protein 21-like. The record is from RefSeq and is a predicted model, not a curated record. The transcript has 3 exons. Gene Ontology annotation, biological process: photomorphogenesis; regulation of DNA-templated transcription. Gene Ontology annotation, molecular function: zinc ion binding. Gene Ontology annotation, cellular component: nucleus. Bases 10 to 597 code for a protein of 195 amino acids. Lineage: Eukaryota; Viridiplantae; Streptophyta; Magnoliopsida; Asterales; Asteraceae.